CUUGCGAUGUGUUUGUCAGUGCGUUACAAAAUAAACAGCAGACUCACCUAUGUUUAUAUAUCUUGUUUUUGUUGUGGUCCGAUAAGAUACAGUAUGAUAGCGUGUCCUUAAUUUCGUGUUAAGCGAAAUGUUUCUUGCGAUAUAUCCGUAAAUUGAGGCAAACAGGCGUUAAACAUGGGAUCGGGCCGCUCAGAUGAUGUUACGAGAGUGACACAAUUGGAUGCUGUGGACCUUGACAAAGAAAUUGCAGCAGUAAUGAAAAAUCAGAUCUUGACAGUGACAAAGUUUAUGAAGGUUGGAUUCCUUGGCCGAUGGGAACCAGAAAUUGAGGCCGCUCUUAGCUACAUAAUUUGGAAGCUAUCUGUUGAGAAGAAUCACACUACUUUUGGUAUGCAAUUAUUGGGAACAAGAUUUGCUGGUCAACCUAACAGACAGCGAUUGGUAAUGUUGGCCGUAUUGACUAUUGGCUCACGUUACUUCAAGCAUCGCUGGCCAGAUAUUUCCAGGCAAUGGAAAUUGGGACCUCAGGCUCAGCGAGCAGUAGACUGGAUAGAGACAACAGUGUUGAUUCUGCAGUUCUUAAACUUACUGCUUUUCCUACACCAAGGUCGCUAUCCGACACUCACUUCACGCCUGCUGGGCCUUCAUGUUGAACCUGUUAGGGUGACUCGCAGGGUUGGAUACUCCUUCAUGGUCCGUGAGCUGCUGUGGCAUUCUUUUAGUGAGAUUUUAAACCUUGCUUUGCCACUUAUUAACACUAUUACGAUACGCCGAUGGUUUAACUGGCUAAGAAGAAGUCGGGGUACAAGUGGAAGAUAUCAACAGCCAAUUGUCAACCCUGUUUUUACAACAACAACACGGUGUGCUGUUUGUAAUGAGCCUCCUAUUCAGCCACAAUGUAUUGGGUGCACUCACGUUUUCUGCUACUACUGUGUGCAGGCUAAUGUGCUUGCAGACCCACAGUUUGAGUGUCCACUCUGCGGUUUUUGUAGUGAUGGUACUGUCAGAAAUGUUCCACUGUAAUUGUGAUACACAGCAUAAAAUGUACAAAAAUUGAAAUAUUUUCCAAUAAAGCUUUUUCAAGUAUUGUAGACAGUAA
Messenger RNA from Schistocerca americana (American grasshopper), 1099 nucleotides. RefSeq names its product peroxisome biogenesis factor 2 (gene Pex2). The transcript is spliced from 6 exons. Gene Ontology annotation, biological process: protein import into peroxisome matrix. The record is from RefSeq and is a predicted model, not a curated record. Bases 175 to 1023 code for a protein of 282 amino acids. Gene Ontology annotation, molecular function: zinc ion binding. Lineage: Eukaryota; Metazoa; Arthropoda; Insecta; Orthoptera; Acrididae. Gene Ontology annotation, cellular component: peroxisomal membrane.